Molecule: messenger RNA, 1266 nt
Organism: Aspergillus puulaauensis
Lineage: Eukaryota; Fungi; Ascomycota; Eurotiomycetes; Eurotiales; Aspergillaceae
Product: putative sister chromatid cohesion protein Dcc1
Exons: 4
Coding region: 1-1266 (421 amino acids)
Biological process (GO): mitotic sister chromatid cohesion; maintenance of mitotic sister chromatid cohesion
Cellular component (GO): Ctf18 RFC-like complex; chromatin; nucleus
Source: RefSeq, a predicted model, not a curated record
AUGUCAACCCAAACCACACCCAGUAUCCUCUUCACCCACCAGUCCCCGCAGCAGGGCUUCCGACUCCUCGAACUCCCGCCCGAACUCGCGGAGCUGUUGUCUUCCGAUAACCCCCCAACAUUAGAACUCAAAUCCCCCGAUCCCUCGACGAGCACUCGCAAUGGCUCGAGCUCGACCACGCUCAACUCCGAAUACGUGAAUCUUUGCACCCCGUCUGAGACAUACUCGAUUCGCCAGGUCCAAUCGUCCAACUCGCUGCACAUCCUCCGACCGAGUAACGGCGCUGGAGUCAAUAAAAAUGACCUGCGAAUUGUCGGAGCCGGUGGGACAGAACAGGAAGAUAGCGAGGAAGAUGUCGAUAUGGAUACCGAGAAUGAUCUUAAUAUCGAAGGCACUGUCACGUCUGUCGCGAAGUGUGGAUCGACAUUGGAAUUGCAUAGGCCUGCGGAGGGUUUUUCGGCUAAGCCGUUUUUCAGGUCGUUGCUGAAUGUUUAUGACAAGGGGACUUGGGAAGAUGGGAGUGGGGAGUCGAGUCUGGCAGACGCGGAGGCCACGAGGAUGAGGACAGAAGCCCUCGAUGGCUUACUCGCUGAUGUUCCUGUGUCGAGAGCUCAGUGUAAGCGUGACUGGGUGGAAAUAUGUGCGUUUGUUCUCCCGCGCGGGUCUGCUGCAUCAGGGAAUAAUGGGAUGCCAUUGUGCUGGCUGCCCCCGGCUGAAAUGAAACUGGAAGUGUGGAAAAGGGUUGUCGAGGGUUCGGUGCUGCAAGGGAUUGAUUUGGGGGCGCAGUUCCUGGUGAAGGACCUGUGGAAAUCCGUCCUUGAUGAUGAAGGACUUGCGCCGUUUCCACGUCCGUUAUUUGAGGCAGUUAUUAGGAGGAUCUGCGAGCUACCUGAAGGGGCUGAGCGGGAUUUUGCCGAGUCCGAGAUGAAGUGGGCGAGCAUUGAUAAGCAGGCGUGCAUUCAAUGGGUGGGAGAGGUUUAUCUAGAGGCCAAGGCAACGGGCACCACCUCCGCUAUUGACGAGAGUGAGUUUACAAAUGCUUGGAAAGACCAGCUUCCCGAGUCAUGGAGGGAAGACGUCUCGAAAUCCAUUUUACCCGACAAUUGCUAUAUGCAUCCCGAGCCAAAAACCAUAUGUUUCGCCACUGAAACCGAUCGACAGAAAGUCAAGAAGAAUCUUCCCACGGACACCAAUGCCGCAACGGCCGCUAAGAAAACGAGGAACUGGCAUGAAUUGUUCAAGAACCAGAAGAGACAGAAACGAUGA